Drosophila ficusphila is the source of this 523-nucleotide messenger RNA. RefSeq lists its product as uncharacterized. The record is from RefSeq and is a predicted model, not a curated record. The transcript has 2 exons. NCBI's taxonomy places the organism in Eukaryota, Metazoa, Arthropoda, Insecta, Diptera, Drosophilidae. Bases 55 to 471 code for a protein of 138 amino acids.
UAAUUGAACAUUUUCCAUAAGAUCUUUAGCAGGAGAGUAACUUAUGUUGGUGAAAUGAAGCACAUCUUCCUCCUGUCACUCAUCUUUCAUUUUGGCCUGGCCUCUCAACACGGAACUGAACUUUGCAAUCCGCCAUUAACUAGACAAGAUCUUUUCGAUCUGGCCGUGACUUCCGGCGUCAAGGUUUUAGUCCGUCAGGUUGAGUCAUUAUACGGGGAUCAACCUAUCCCUUCGAGUCUGAUGGUGCAUGUAACCACCAUAAUCGCCAAGAAUAUUCUGGCCGGAAAGAGCAUUAGGUUUAUUCUGAAGAUGCUCUUUGUAUCCUGCAAGCUGAACAAACCGCUGCCAAAUGAAAAGAAGCCUCAAUCGCCAGUCGAAACUGCACACAUAUGUUUGGGGCAGUUGGGAAAGGACGAAUGCUACCCAUAUAAAAACACGGAGGAAGGUGACUUCUCUAUAGAGAUUCCAUGAUAUAAGCUUACUUAUUAUAAAAUAUAGAACUAAUAUAAGUACCUUACCGUGA